Molecule: messenger RNA, 880 nt
Organism: Rhizophagus irregularis DAOM 181602=DAOM 197198
Lineage: Eukaryota; Fungi; Glomeromycota; Glomeromycetes; Glomerales; Glomeraceae
Source: RefSeq, a predicted model, not a curated record
AUAUUCAUAAUGCUGAAAAAGUUCACAAAGAUUUUCAUUCAGGCAAUAUAUUACUUAAUUAUUCUCGUCCAUUUAUAAGUGACUUAGGAAUGUGUCAACCAGCAAAUUUACAGCAAUCAGUUAAAAAAGAAGGAAUUUAUGGAGUAUUACCAUAUAUGGCACCAGAAGUUUUACGUGGAUAUCAAUAUACAAAAGCAGCAGAUGUUUACUCAUUCGGAAUAAUAAUGAACGAAUUUCUUUCUGAAGAAAUUCCUUUUAAUGAUAUUCCUCAUGACGAAUUUUUAGCUAUUAAAAUAUGUAAAGGACUUAGACCAACAAUUUCUAAAGAUGUGCCAAAGUUACUUGUAGAUUUGAUAAUAAAAUGUUGGGAUGCCAAAAUAAAAAAUAGGCCAACCACUAAAGAAUUGUAUCAACUGUUAAAGAAAUGGUAUGAUGAAAUUAAGUAUAUUGAUAGUGAAGAUGGUGAAGAUGGUGACAAUAGUAAAAUAUAUUUUCAAAUAAAAGAAUAUGAUAAAAUUAGAAAAGAAAAAUUCAAAAACAGGUCAAUUGAAGAUAAACCCAAUAGCUUCCAAACACACCCACAAGCAUUUUAUACUAGUAGACUUUUAAAUUUCAAAAAUCUUCCAAAACCAGUAAAUUCUUCGGAGUUAUCAUCUUUUCAAUUUAGUUCAGAUACUAGUUAUACUGCUCAAUCAACAUCAGCAAAUCCGAUUUCGGAAUGCUUGGAUGUUCAAUUAAGUGAAUUAGAACUAAACGAAAUUUGUCAAGAUAGUGAACAUAAUAUCGAAUGAAGUUUCUUUCUAUGAGUGCGUUGAAGUCCAAUAGUUUUAAAUUUUUUUAUUUACAUUUGUUUAUAAUAUAGUACAUAUAGAUUUAUUGG